GGAUCUUGGAAGUGGGAAGGAUUAUGCUUUAAAGAGAUUAUUGUCUAAUGAAGAGGAAAAGAACAAAGCUAUCAUUCAAGAAGUCUGCUUCAUGAAAAAACUAUCUGGUCACCCAAACAUUGUCCAGUUCUGUUCUGCUGCCUCAAUUGGAAAAGAAGAAUCAGAUACUGGGCAAGGAGAAUUUCUUCUGCUCACUGAACUUUGUAGAGGGCAGCUGGUGGAAUUUUUAAAGAAAGCAGAAUCUAAAGGCCCCCUCUCAUGUGAUACAGUUUUGAAGAUAUUUUAUCAGACUUGCCGUGCUGUGCAACAGAUGCACAAGCAGAAGCCUCCUAUUAUUCAUAGAGAUUUAAAGAUUGAAAAUAUGCUGAUGAGUAACCAAGGAACAAUUAAAUUGUGUGAUUUUGGUAGUGCAACAAUUGUGGCUCAUUAUCCUGAUUAUAGCUGGUCUGCACAAAGACGGGCAACUGUUGAAGAUGAGGUCACAAGGAACACUACGCCAAUGUACAGAACUCCUGAAAUUAUAGAUUUGUAUUCAAACUUUCCAAUUGAUGAAAAGCAAGAUAUAUGGGCCUUGGGUUGCAUCCUCUACUUGUUGUGCUUUAGGCAACACCCAUUUGAAGAUGCAGCUAAGCUUCGAAUAGUCAAUGGAAAAUACUCCAUCCCACCGAAUGACACAAGAUACACUGUGUUUCAUGAUCUUAUUUAUUCUACUUUGAGAGUGAACCCAGAAGAGAGGCUGUCCAUUACUGAGCUUGUCAAUCAACUGCAGGAGAUUGCAGCUGCUAGAAAUGUAAACCCAAAGUCCCCUAUCACAGAGCUUCUUGAACAAAAUGGGGGCUACGGGAAUAAUGCUCAGCCUAAGACAUCUUCAGCGUUGGUGCCACAGAACUCAAAACCUGCUGGUCAGCUUAACAAUAUAUAUAAUGCAGGGCUGAUCGUGGCAGAAUGUGACCAGUCUUCUGGUGGAUUCUUUGAUAUCCUUCGGGGUGGGACGGAAAGGUUUUUCACGAAUAUCAAGGAUACAUCUUCAAAAGUUAUUCAGUCUGUAGCCAACAGCCCAAGUUAUGCAAAAGGAGAUCUGGAUAUAUCAUACAUUACAUCCAGAAUUGCUGUGAUGUCAUUUCCAGCAGAAGGUGUUGAGUCUGCUAUAAAAAAUAACAUAGAAGAUGUGCGGCUGUUCUUGGACUCAAAACAUCCUGGACGCUAUGCUGUCUACAAUCUGUCUCCGAGGACAUAUCGGCCCUCCAGAUUUCACAAUAGGGUAUCUGAAUGUGGUUGGCCUGCAAGGCGUACACCAAAUCUUCAAAACCUUUAUAGCAUCUGCAAGAACAUGCAUUCAUGGCUGAAGCAAGAUCCAAAGAAUGUUUGCAUUGUGCAUUGCCUUGACGGAAGAGCAGCAUCCGCAGUUGUUGUCUGUUCUUUCUUGUGUUUCUGUCGCCUCUUCACGACUGCUGAAGCUGCUGUUUAUAUGUUUAGUAUGAAACGCUGUCCUCCAGGCAUUUGGCCGUCACAUAAGAGGUAUAUUGAAUAUAUGUGUGACAUGAUGGCUGAUGAGCCCAUUAUUCCUCACAGCAAGCCAAUCCUCAUAAAAUCAAUCGUCAUGACUCCAGUUCCGCUUUUCAGCAAGCAGCGCAACGGCUGCAGGCCUUUCUGUGAAGUUUAUGUCGGAGAUGAAAGAGUAACCACUACCUCACAAGAAUAUGAUAAAAUGAAGGAUUUCAGAAUGGAAGAUGGCAAAGCAGUAAUCCCAUUAGGCAUCACCGUCCAAGGAGAUGUCCUCAUUGUGAUAUACCAUGCCAGGUCCACUUUAGGUGGCAGACUCCAAGCCAAGAUGGCAUCAAUGAAGAUGUUCCAGAUCCAGUUUCAUACAGGAUUUGUACCUCGCAAUGCCACUACUGUGAAAUUUGCAAAGUAUGAUCUGGAUGCCUGUGAUAUUCAAGAGAAGUAUCCUGACUUGUUUCAAGUGAAUCUAGAAGUGGAAGUGGAGCCACGAAAUAGGCCCAGCAUGGAACGAGCUCCCUGGGAUAAUCUGAACAUUAAAGGUCUAAACCCCAAGAUCCUUUUUUCCAGCCGUGAAGAACAGCAAGAGAUUUUAUCAAAAUUUGGUAAGCCUGAACUGCCUAGGCAGCCGGGAUCAACUGCCCAAUAUGAAGCAGAAGCCUCGACAUCAGAAGCAUCUUCUGAAGGUCCACCUGUGGAGCCAGACUCUCCAGAGAGCAGCAGUGCUGAGGCAAAUUUCUUUCAUACACUAGACUGGCAAGAAGGAAAAAAGUCUGAAACUGCUCCUGAAGGUCCCUUUUCUCAAGAGAGUCUUGGGCUUGUUGAGGAAAAGAAGGAGAAUGAGCCUUCCAGUGAGGAAUUUUCUGCAUUCCCCAAUGAUGUUAGACCUUCUGAGGAACGAGAGAUGCACCUCCUGGAACAGAAAGAUGGCAAGCAUUUUUUUGAAGCUGGCUUUGAUAUGCCAGCUGCUCAGUCAGAAGAGACUCCUGAAGAACACAGCAUUGACUUGCUUGGGCUAGAUUCAGAGGCUCCCCCUGAACUGCUCCAGCCUCCAACAGAGAUGAAGAGUUCUUCCAGCAAUGCAGACUUGCUGAAUGGCCUGUUUGUUGGUAGCGCUCCAGAAAUUUCAGAAGACUCAACUGCAGACCUCCUAGGUGGAGGAGCAGAGUUUUUUUUUGGUGGCCAGUCCCAGCCCUCGGCAAAUCCCCAGGGCAAUGGUUCCUCAGCAGCAGCCACCUCUUCUUCUACAGCUGACCAGUUUGACCCAUUCACAGUCAAUGCAGACAGUCCAACUCUUACCGGUCCUGAUCUCUUUGGUGACUUUCUUAGUUCAAAUGCACCAACUGUACCUGCUAUGUUUCCUUCCACACACAGUGCACCGCCUCCUUCCUCUAGCACAGACUUCCUUAAUUUGGAUGCAACUUUCACAACAAGAGGGCCACCAAGCGUCUCCUCGGGCCACUCUUCCAAUCAAGCAAAAUCACAGAAUUUUGACCCUUUUGCUGAUCUUGCAAACUUGAGAAGUGGCCUUCCAGGAGCUCCUAGUGGAGGAUUCUCAGCUGGCAGUUUUGCUUCCAAGUCAGCUCCAAAACCAGCAGGGACUCAGUGGCAGACAAACAAGCCACAAACCACCAGCACUUCAUGGCAACCUUCACCCCAGCCAAAACCUCCGGAACAAGCCAAGUCGGGCACACAACCCAAGCCCAACUACACUGUGAAUUUUAGUGUAAUCGGAGGGCGGGAGGAGAGAGGUAUCCGAGCCCCUGGCUUUGGACAAAAGCCCAAAGUUUCAGAAAAUGAUUUUGAAGAUCUUUUGUCAAAUCAAGGGUUUUCAGCUAAGUCUGACAAAAAAGGACCCAAAACAAUUGCUGAGAUGAGAAAGCAAGAACUAUCUAAAGAUAUGGAUCCUCUAAAAUUAAAGCUGCUAGACUGGAUUGAUGGAAAAGAGAGGAAUAUAAGAGCUUUAUUAUCUACUCUUCACACUGUGCUUUGGGAAGGCGAAACCAAAUGGAAGCCAGUUGGCAUGGCAGACCUGGUUACCCCUGAACAGGUCAAAAAGUACUAUAGAAAAGCAGCGCUUGUCGUUCAUCCAGAUAAGACCACGGGGCAGUCUUAUGAGCAAUAUGCCAAAAUGAUCUUCAUGGAGCUGAACGAUGCGUGGUCAGAAUUUGAAAACCAAGGCUCAAAAUCCCUUUUUUAAGAAAGUCCCUCUUACAAGGGAAUUGAUUUCAAAAUGCAUUGGCAGCGAAACUGAAUCUUGAGUGCUGUAGUGCUCAAACUCCUUAGUUUGAGGAGGGGGCAAAAAAACUUUCCCAGUUCUUGCACACUUUAAAACUAUACACUCAGUGACACAGUGUGUAUUGUAGGAGAUAGAAUGUGAAACUUCACAGAGAUGGCACUCUCAGUCCAUCAGUGCUGGGAAGUUUGUGUUUGGAUAUGGCAAGUUUUGGGCUCUCUUAGAGAAGGUUGAAUGCACCAGUAAUUCUAAUAAUGGCUGCUGGCGUGAGCAAAAUUUGCUAGUGGGAACAUCAUCUGUUUUGAAUCUUGAUUUUUUUUUUUAUUCUCCAUUCGAAAAACACAAAACCUCAAUUUGCAUUUGUUUUCUUCCCCUGUAGUCUUUGUGAUUUUUUUCCUUUUGUUACUUGUUUGCCUUAUUUAAGUGCUUUGGUUACCUUAUAGUCUGUGAGUUUGCUCAACAUCACUUUUUCUUGUUUCUGUUAGAGGUGUACAUUUUUCUUCUGUAUUUUAUGUAAUCCUUUCAGUGAUCAUUCUGUAAAUAAUUAAAACAGUUUUCUGACAACACCUGUGUUCCUUACACUGCAUCAACAAUUGCUUAGCCAAAAGUUUCCAGUUGGAAAAAAAAGUUGGCUUGGGCAAAUCUUGGGUUUGCAGUUCUUCCUUUUUUUUUAAAGCUGUAAACAAGUAAGCGGAGCUUAAGGGCUGUGUGGCCUUGUCUUAUUUAUUAAGAUAUUCUUGGAGGCAAGACUGUUUCUGCUAAGGUGUUCAACUGGAACUAUAGCACUCGUGACUUCCUCCUCUUGGCCCUGCUGUGUGAUAGAUGUGCCAUUUGCAGGCAGGUUGGCGCAUACACAGAUGGAAACAGAAGCACAGUCAGUUACAGCUUUGAUUUGCAUUUGACUAAAUGGGUAAAUGUUGCACCUUUAAUGGCCAUUUUGAAGGAGUGUGCAUGCUUUUGCUAGCCGUGGCUAACUUCUGUUCGCAACUCUGAAAGUCUGCAGAGUCUGGAGGUUUGUAUGUAUGGAUAUGUACCAUUUUGAGACUAUUUUUAAAUUUUAUUUAUAUAU
Molecule: messenger RNA, 4805 nt
Organism: Python bivittatus (Burmese python)
Lineage: Eukaryota; Metazoa; Chordata; Lepidosauria; Squamata; Pythonidae
Source: RefSeq, a predicted model, not a curated record